ACCAAAUUUACAAGAGAAAGGGGUGUCGUCUCGUCUCCUUUUCCGCGACACCUAACAUCUGUUUGAUUUCCUAUUUCCUCUCUUCUCAAAUUGCCUUCUACCCCUCUUCUUUCACUUUCCAAAAAAAAAACAUUUCUUCCACAUUCCAAUACAUCCCAACACCUACCCUUUUUUCUGGUACGCAAUUGAAAGUUUCUUGAAAAAUAAUCAAAAUGUUUGGUUUUUUGAGAUCGCCCGGGAAUAAACCAAAUGAUGAAUCCAACGCCAAGCAAACGCAUCAAUCUACUGCGAAACGAGCUAAUUCUGAACCCAAUCUCAAUAUCCCCGAUGACAAUUUUGACGAUUAUGGUAGAGAUAAAUACAAGAAUGGAUUUCGUGACUCGGGAGGAUUGGAAAACCAAAGUGUUCAAGAACUCGAGAAUUAUGCCAAGUAUAAGGCGGAGGAGACGACAAGUUCUGUUAAUAAUUGUCUGAAAAUUGCUGAAGAUAUCAGACAGGAUGCUACCAAGACUCUGGAUAUGUUGCAUAAUCAGGGUGAGCAGAUCAAUAGAACCCACAUGAUGGCUGUCGAUAUGGAAAAGGAUCUUACCAAGGGAGAAAAGCUUUUAAACAAUCUUGGAGGAAUGUUCUCUAAGACUUGGAAACCUAAGAAGACCAAGCAAAUAACAGGGCCAAUGAUUACAGCAGAUAAUCCAUCAAAGAAAAAUGAAAAACACAAAGAACAAAGAGAGAAACUUGGUUUAGGAGGUAAACGGGGGCAUUCAGCUCCAGUAACACCUCCUUCCGAACCAACAUCUGCCAUACAAAUUGUAGAGCAAGAGAAAGCAAAGCAGGACGAUGCACUUUCAGAUUUGAGUAAUAUACUGGGUGAUUUGAAGGGUAUGGCUGCUGACAUGGGAAGUGAAAUUGAAAGGCAAACCAAAGCCCUUGAUUAUCUUGGUGAUGAUGUGGAUGAGCUGAACUCUCGAGUGAAAGGCGCCAAUCAACGUGCACGCCAUUUGGUUGGCAAGUGAGACUGUAAAGCUACGAAUCACCAAAAAUUUUCCCUCGUUGUCUAUAUAGACAUACUAUUAUUUUGUCUGUUAACAGUAUAAUGCCUGUACAGUUGUGUAAAAUUGGGCAAAGUUAGUUUACUCAUUCUGAAUUUACAAUGGAAUUUGUUUGCGUUGGAA
Messenger RNA from Mercurialis annua (annual mercury), 1172 nucleotides. RefSeq names its product putative SNAP25 homologous protein SNAP30. Gene Ontology annotation, biological process: intracellular protein transport. Gene Ontology annotation, molecular function: SNAP receptor activity. Gene Ontology annotation, cellular component: plasma membrane; SNARE complex. The record is from RefSeq and is a predicted model, not a curated record. The transcript is spliced from 6 exons. Lineage: Eukaryota; Viridiplantae; Streptophyta; Magnoliopsida; Malpighiales; Euphorbiaceae. Bases 213 to 1013 code for a protein of 266 amino acids.